AUGCGCGAGUAUAUGAGACGUGUAUUCUGUGACGUCGUGAACUUAUUGACGGACUUAUUACCAACGCAACUACUACCAGCUUCAGUAAAUUUCGCGAGAUUAGUCGAUGCAAACCGUGCAAAGCGAGUGGUUCGGAUAAACAACGCAAGUAGAAGGAAAAAUUACAACUGUGAAAAACCUGCUAGACCUACUGUACUACCCAGCGAAGGAUUUAACCCGUCUGCUGAUGCUGCAGCUCUACGGAAAGCAAUGAAAGGGUUUGGAACGGAUGAGCAGACAAUCAUCAAUAUCCUUUGCAACCGUUCUAACUGGCAGCGGCAAGCAAUCUCCGAAGCAUUUACCCGCGAGCUGGGUCGGGAUCUCAUAAAAGACCUGAAAUCGGAGCUCAGUGGAAAACUCGAAGAUGUUAUUGUUGGUCUAAUGCAACCACCGGUGAAUUACCUUUGCAAACAACUCUUCAAGGCAAUGGACGGUUUCGGAACCAACGAAAAGGCAUUAAUCGAGAUACUUUGUUCACAAAACAACGAACAAAUGCAUCACAUUGCACGAGUUUAUGAAGAACUAUACAACCGACCGUUGGCUGAGCAUGUCUGCACAGAAACUUCCGGUGACUUUCGACGACUCCUUACGUUGAUAAUCACCGGUACACGUGAUCCGCCAGGGACCGUGGAUCCAGAUUUUGCUGUGAUUCAAGCCAAGCAACUGUAUGAUGCUGGUGAGGGGAAGUGGGGAACCGACGAAUCUGUAUUCACAAAGAUUUUGGCGCAUUCAAGUUUCGAUCAAUUGGAGUAUGUGUUCGAGGAGUACAAGAAAUUGACGGGACGGACAAUUGAACAAGCAUUGAAAGCUGAAGUAAGUGGCGACUUUUACGAAGCGCUCAGUGCCAUCGUUGAAUGUGUUCAAAUGGCUCCUCAUUUCUUCGCGAAGCGCCUGUUCGAAGCAAUGGAUGGAAUGGGUACCGAUGAUACUACACUCAUUCGCAUUAUAGUCUCUCGAUCAGAAACUGAUUUACAAAACAUCAAGGACGAAUACGAACAAAUGUACAACAAAACGCUUAUGAGUGCAGUCAAGAGCGAAACCUCUGGGGACUAUAAGAAGGCUUUGUGUGCCCUUAUUGGAAAUGCCUAAGAACGCUGACAACGUACAGUGGAAUCUCUGACCUCAAUAAUUUUAACUACGAGAUAACGAAUGUUUACUAUAUUUAUAGAUGCUAGUUUUUAUGAACAUAUUGUUCUACAUGUUAUUACUUAUUACGCACAACCGACAGUGCCAAGAACACAGUUUCUCAACUAUUUUUAUAAACGUUUCCAUUUUAAAACAUUUUUAAAAAAUAUUCAUUAAAACAUAAAAACGCUUUAUACAAUCAUCGCAGCGCUUGUGUAAGCAUCUAACGAAUAAAUAAACUCGUACUUGAUAUAAUA
Molecule: messenger RNA, 1421 nt
Organism: Toxorhynchites rutilus septentrionalis
Lineage: Eukaryota; Metazoa; Arthropoda; Insecta; Diptera; Culicidae
Product: annexin B10-like
Exons: 5
Coding region: 1-1128 (375 amino acids)
Cellular component (GO): cytoplasm
Molecular function (GO): calcium ion binding; calcium-dependent phospholipid binding
Source: RefSeq, a predicted model, not a curated record